Lycium ferocissimum is the source of this 853-nucleotide messenger RNA. RefSeq lists its product as uncharacterized. Bases 548 to 853 code for a protein of 101 amino acids. The record is from RefSeq and is a predicted model, not a curated record. The transcript has 4 exons. NCBI's taxonomy places the organism in Eukaryota, Viridiplantae, Streptophyta, Magnoliopsida, Solanales, Solanaceae.
UUGAUAGUCAUAACCAAAACUUCAAAUCCAAUUCAAAUUAUGUGAUGACAGUGAAAUGCCCAAAUACCGUAACACCCCCCUUCCCUUCAAGUUGGAGGGGAGGAACAAACACCCAACUUGCCCAAAAGAUUAUGAUGAAUAGGACCGGUGAGUGACUUGGUAAAUAGAUCUGCGAGUUGUGAGGAAGAUUUGACAUAGGAGAGUGAAAUUAACCCUGCGAGAUACUGUUGACGAACAAAAUGAUAGUCGAUUUCGACAUGUUUUGUUCGUUCAUGAAAAAGAGGGGUUUUCGCAAUGUGAAUGGCGGCGAUGCUAUCAGAAUGGAGUGGAACGGACAACGAAAUAGGGAUCGAUAGAUAGAUCAUCAAACAAGCGUACUAACCAGGUGACCCAGUCGGAAUCACAAAAAGCCAUCAACUUGAAGCAAGAUGUUGUAGACGUAAACAGACCCAGGACAGGAUCCUUCAACAAAUACCGUAACCCUCGCAAAGCAGCAGUCAAAUGAGGUUCUCGAGGGUCCUGCAUAUACUGACUAAGAUGUUGGACUAUGAAGGAUAGAUCAGGCCUUGUAUGUGUGAGAUACUGGAGAAAGAUGAAGAAAGUCAAACUCUUGGAGCAAUUCGAGAAUGAACUUCCUUUGAGAAAGGAUCAGGCCUUGAUGUUCUCGAACAACUUCCAUACUAAGGAAAAAAUGUCUUUCCAGAGGCUUUUGGCACUGACUAAGUACAAGACACUUUCAGCAAUCUCCUUAGAGAGUGAAUUAAGGAGCCAUGACAAAACCAUGUCAUUACAUUUGAUCCAAGCUUUCAGAAGUGAUGAAUCAGAUGUAGGAACGACCCGAUGCAUAAAUUGA